AUGGCUGAAUUGGUUGGCGAAACUGUGACGACUGAAAAUGGAAAUCAAUGUGAGUUUUGAGAUUCAAAGUUUCAGCUGAAAUAUGAACUACUUUCAGAUAAAAUCAUGGGAUUUUUGGGUGCUGGAGCGUUUGGGCAGAUAUUUGAGGUGCAGAGUGGAGAUGUAAGUUUUCAUGGAAAUUGGAUUCUGAAGAGAUAAUCGAUAUUUUCACCUGGAAAUCUGUUUUUCGCAGAAAGUUCAGCUAUUUGGCGAUAUUUAAGAGAAGAAUCUGUUUUGAAAAAUCAGCAGAAGCUGAUGCAUCUUUUGAAUAUAAAUUCGAUGAGAAAAAUUCCGAAUUUCAAAGAAAAACACUUGAUUUUCUUUGAAACACCCUGUUCAACUAGGGUUUCGCGAAAUUUCAGCUUGUUGCCUGAAUUCCAGAAAAGUAUUUGGUUUCAAAAGAAUCAGCAGAAGAUGGCGCAUCUUUUGAAUAUAAAUUGGAUGUGGAAAAUUUAAGAUUUCAAUUAGAAAACCAGAUUUUCACCUAAAAGCUUGUUUUUUUUUGGGGAAGCCUGUUUUCUCCCCGAAAUUCAACCUUUUUCGCAUCAAAUCUAUAUUCAAAAGAUGUGCAAUCUUAUUCUGAUCCUUCUGAUACCAGAAUCCACAAAUUUCGUUGCGGAAAUCUCAUAAUUCUAUUCAAAAUCCACGUUUCUCUUCUAUUUUCAUUCAAAACCAUCAAAUGUUUCUUUCCAGAAUCAACCGCUCGCAAUGAAAAUCCACCGAAACAUCGAAAAAGAGCUGCAUCAAGUUGAAACCGAUAUGAUGGAACUUGUGGCCAAGAAAGCAAAAUCAAAGUAAUUUUUCCCUCAAAUUCAGUUUCAAAAUAUUUAUUUUUCAGAAAUAUCGUGAAAAUGCAUGAAUUCGGCGAUUUGAAAAAUGAAAAAUCGACAAACGUGUUAUGCGAUCGAUAUAUUAUUAUGGAUUUGCUCGGACCAUCGAUUUUUCAAGUUUUGGAUUCGGAACAUCCAGCCUGUUUUGAAAGUGAGGAUUUUAGCUUUUGGGAAAUUGAAAUUAGCUGAAAAUGUUGAUAUCGAUGAGAAAAUCAUUGAAAUUCCAUCAAUAAUUGCUCAUGUUAUGUUUUUUCCUUGAAAUGUUGAAUUUUGAUAAGUAAAAUCGUGAGUGAUCCCGUAAACGCGGAGUAUCGUUGUUUUCUUUUUAAAAAUUCACGUUUUAUUCAUCAAAAAUCAGAUUUUCGCGGGAAUUUCAAGAUCUAUGCACUAGAUCAAAGGUUCCAAUUCUUUAAAUUUUUUAAUCAAAAUUUCAGCCGAUUUCGAAAAAUCAUUCUUUUUAACAAUUAAAAACCAAAAAUCGAUACAUUUUUAUUUCAGACAGUGACAUAAUCCAAAUUGGCUAUCAAGUCUGCUCGGCGAUGGAAUAUCUGGAAUCUUUGAAAAUAUUGCACCUGGAUUUGAAGCCCGAGAAUAUUUGCUUUGUAAAAAUCGAUAAUUCAGUGAAAUCUCGACGAAUUCAAGACCAACAACCAAUUAUUCAAAUGGAAAACACACAAAUUCGCCUAAUCGAUUUCGGAACAGCAAGACGAAUCGAUAAAAGAGAAUCGAAGGUGAAUUUCGAAGUUCAAACACAAAACUAUAGAGAACCUGAAGUUUUUCUUGGAUUAGGAUUCAACGAGAAAUCAGAUGUUUGGUCAUUUGGAUGUUUGUUGUCUGAAUUGUACACUGGUCAAUUAUUGUUUUUCGGCGAUGAGAGAAAGAAUUCGGAAGAAUCGCAAUUGGAUGUUAUGCAGACGGUUCUUCGAAGAGCAAUUCCUUAUUAUAUGUAUGAAAGGGCUUUCGAUUCUGAGUAAGGAUUUGCGAGGGGUUUUGGGACAUGAAAAUGUGCUUUUGAACUCUAAUUUUCCCAUGAUUUUAAUUUUUCUCUAAUGAAUUCCAAGAGUUUAGUUGAUUUUCGCGUAUAUAUUGUCAAAAAUUAAUUAUUUACGAGUAAUUUUCAAUUUUUUAGCUAUAAUUCUGAUAUUUUUACCAAAUUUUGUUAUAAAACCCGUUUUUCAGCAGCAAUAAGGUGGAAUUAUCCGAAACGGGAAUCAGUUUUCAUAAAUUCAAUCCAACGCCGCUCAAGGACAUCGAAACGAUUUUUGUAAGUUUUAUCCAAAAUUGCUCCGAAUUCUCCCCGAAAAUCCAUUUUUUUUCAGACAAAUGUUCGAAUCAACGAUUUCAUUGGUUGUCAAUUAUUCGAUCUCAUUCUCGAUUGUUUGGAAAUGGACCCAGAAGAUCGACCGAAGUUUGCGGAUAUCAGCAAAAAUCGAUUUUUUGAUGAUGUUCAUGAGAUUGUCCAAAUCGACUGA
Messenger RNA from Caenorhabditis angaria, 2341 nucleotides. Lineage: Eukaryota; Metazoa; Nematoda; Chromadorea; Rhabditida; Rhabditidae. The record is from the annotation of a GenBank genome assembly.